AACGUCGGCUCAUGAGUUUUUCGCACAAGCUCCUGAGGAAAAAGCGAUAUACCUAAAAGAAGUGAGUCCAAGCAAGCUGGUUAAGUACGGAACGAGCUUCGUGCCAGAUAAGGAGAAGGCGAUUGAGUGGAAGGAUUAUGUGAGCAUGAUGUACACCAGUGACCAUGAGGCUCUUCAACACUGGCCUCAACCAUGCAGAGAUGUGGCACUUAAGUUCAUGAAGUCAUCCAUGGAAAUGGUGAAAAAUGUAGUCAACAUUCUGAUGGAAAAUGUAGGAGUGAAACUAGAAGAAGAGAGGAUGAAUGGUUUGAUGGGAACCAAGAUGGUCAACAUGAAUUACUACCCCACCUGUCCGAGCCCCGAACUGACCAUUGGCGUUGGCCGUCACUCCGACAUGGGUAUGUUGACUGUUUUAUUACAAGACGGCAUUGGUGGUCUAUACGUUAAACUAGACAACGGUGAAUGGGCCGAGAUCCCUCCUGUCCACGGAGCUUUAGUCAUCAACAUCGGCGACACUAUGCAGAUUUUGAGCAAUGGGAAGUACAAAAGUGCCGAGCAUAGGGUUCGAACCACAAACAUCGGAUCAAGAGUCUCUGUGCCCAUUUUCACGGCACCUAAUCCCUCAGAGAAGAUAGGACCAUUGCCGGAAGUUGUGAAACGCGAUGGAGUGGCUAGAUACAAGGAGUUGUUGUUUCAAGACUACAUGAAUAACUUCUUCGGCCAACCACACGACGGCAAAAAAUCUCUCGACUUCGCACGUGCCGAGUGAUACUAUCAGCAGUUGUCACGUAUUAAAUCAACCACAACGACCAUGUUUCUCCUUUUUAUCCUUUGUCCUUUUUUUUAUUUUUAUCCUUAGUCCCACGUUAAACUGAGUUGUUGUUUCUCUUUUUUGUUUUUCUUUUUUGAUGUAAUUUUUUUUUAAUCCUUCUCG
Messenger RNA from Camelina sativa (false flax), 934 nucleotides. RefSeq names its product scopoletin 8-hydroxylase-like. The record is from RefSeq and is a predicted model, not a curated record. Lineage: Eukaryota; Viridiplantae; Streptophyta; Magnoliopsida; Brassicales; Brassicaceae.